ACUCAAUGCUGAUCACAAUGCACAGUCAAGUAGUGAUUCUAAGCCUCAUCCUGUUUCUGACAGACGGCGCAGCCCCUUACGUCCAAGUGAACGGGGUGGCAGAUCGGGCGGUGACCCUGCCCUGCACAUACUCGGUGACAGGUGGCAGGGGAGUGACCACCACGUGCUGGGGCCGAGGCACUUGUCCUAGGUCCCAGUGCACAGAUCCCCUUAUCUGGACCAACGGGCACAGCGUCACCUACCAGCGGCAGCCGCGUUACAAGCUGAUGGGGCAGAUCGCGCAAGGGAACGUGUCUUUGACCAUAGAGGGUGUCACGCAGGCCGACAGUGGCCUGUACUGUUGCCGUGUGGAGAUUCCGGGCUGGUUCAAUGAUCAGAAAAUCACCCUGUCCCUCAACGUUCAGCCAGCUCCGUCCACAACUGUUGCAACAUCACCCAGUGUCUCUAUCACCACUGUGAUUCCAACAACAACACACGCACAGACCAGUGUCUCUACAACCACUAUGACUCCGUCAACAACAACACCACCACACGCACAGACCGGCAUCUCUAUCACGGCUGUGAUUCCAACAACAACACACGCACAGACCCACAAAGCAGUGGCAUCCGCUUCUCCCAUCGUUGCCACUCAAGAAGCGACUUCGCCUACUCCGACCUCGGCAGCAGGAACCCAACCUACCAAACUGCCGGGAACGAAGCCCCAGGCCACCAGCUCCCCGCUGUCCCCCUCUUGCUCUCCAGAUGGGAAUGACACCAUGACCCAGUCUUCAGAUGGAAGCCUUUGGUAUAAUAAUCAAACUCAGCCGUUGCCAGCACAAAGGCAGUGGAUAACCACCAUGAGCGGACUCGUGACUGGAAUUGUGAUUUCUUCCUUGCUGUUGCUCCUUCUGACCGCCCUGGUGAUGAAAACCCACUGA
Perognathus longimembris pacificus (Pacific pocket mouse) is the source of this 917-nucleotide messenger RNA. It is a transcript of the gene Havcr1, whose product is annotated as hepatitis A virus cellular receptor 1. Gene Ontology annotation, cellular component: cell surface. The record is from RefSeq and is a predicted model, not a curated record. The coding region runs from base 6 to 917 and encodes 303 amino acids. NCBI's taxonomy places the organism in Eukaryota, Metazoa, Chordata, Mammalia, Rodentia, Heteromyidae. Gene Ontology annotation, biological process: positive regulation of mast cell activation; phagocytosis, engulfment. The transcript has 8 exons. Gene Ontology annotation, molecular function: virus receptor activity; phosphatidylserine binding.